AUGGCCGACUCCGACGAGGAAUAUGUGGGAGAUGUGACUGAAGACGAGGAUGAUCUUCAGGUCUCCCGGAAUGAUCGGACACGAUCUGGGAAGAGGAAGCAGCGCGGUGCGGCGGAGUGGGAGCUCUCCAGGACUUGGGAGACCUUGGUCGAGGGCGCAGAUGGCACCAUCAGCUCGACGGUAGAAGGACUAUUGGAGGCAGGCAAGCGGAAAAGGCUGUUGAAAGAUACGACUCCUCUGCAACGCGGCAUCAUACGACACCUCAUCUUGAUCCUAGACCUCUCACAGUCGAUGUCGGAAAAGGAUCUCCGCCCAACCCGAUACCUCUUGUCCCUACGAUAUGCGCAGGAAUUUGUUCGAGAGUUCUUUGAACAGAAUCCCAUCUCUCAGCUCGGCGUUCUGGGCCUGAGGGAUGGCUUGGCUUUUCGCGUCAGUGAUAUAAGUGGAAAUCCGACAGAACACAUUACAUCUAUUCAGAAUCUCAGAACACAGGAUCCCAAGGGUCUUCCGAGUUUACAAAAUGGCCUCGAGAUGGCCCGAGGCGCUCUCUUCCACACACCUAGUCACGGUACCCGAGAGAUAUUGGUCAUCUUCGGUUCUCUACUUUCAUCAGACCCCGGGGAUAUCCAUCAAACCAUCAACACCCUGAUCACCGACAAAGUACGAGUAAGAAUCGUCGGCCUAGCCGCGCAAGUUGCCAUCUGCCGUGAACUCUGCACAAGAACCAAUGGAGGUGACGAGACGGCGUACGGCGUCGCUCUGAACGAACAGCACUUCCGGGAAUUAAUGAUGGAAGUGACAACGCCUCCAGCAACGUAUUCCGAAAAACGAAACGCCAGUUCCUUACUAAUGAUGGGGUUCCCAUCGCGUACUGUGGAAGCUCACCCUUCCCUCUGUGCCUGCCACUCAAAGCCGUCUCGGGGUGGAUACCUAUGCUCUCGCUGCGGCAGCAAGGUCUGCAGCCUACCGGCCGAAUGUCCAGCUUGCGGUCUGACUUUAAUUCUGUCUACCCAUCUUGCGCGCUCUUAUCAUCAUCUCUUCCCCUUGAUCAAUUGGGUCGAAGUUCCGUGGAGUCGUGCUUCGAUAAGCUCGGCUUGCUUUGCUUGUGGGCUUCAAUUCCCGCCAGUACCGCCAAAAGAACAGUGGCAUACGGCUGAGCAUCACGCCAAGGGGAUGAGUGCUAGCAGUCGGUAUGAAUGCACCGCUUGUCGGAACCAUUUCUGCAUUGAUUGCGAUCUCUUCGCCCAUGAAGUUGUUCACAACUGUCCUGGGUGUCAAAGUAAAAGCAUGCGUGUUCCCGACGAUGUGCCAAUCACGUCUGAUGGGAUGGACACGACGGCGUGA
This is a messenger RNA of Penicillium waksmanii, 1344 nucleotides long. Its product is annotated as TFIIH/NER complex subunit SSL1. The coding region runs from base 1 to 1344 and encodes 447 amino acids. Gene Ontology annotation, cellular component: transcription factor TFIIH holo complex; transcription factor TFIIH core complex. NCBI's taxonomy places the organism in Eukaryota, Fungi, Ascomycota, Eurotiomycetes, Eurotiales, Aspergillaceae. The transcript has 3 exons. The record is from RefSeq and is a predicted model, not a curated record. Gene Ontology annotation, biological process: DNA-templated transcription; nucleotide-excision repair; regulation of transcription by RNA polymerase II. Gene Ontology annotation, molecular function: zinc ion binding.